AUGGCACAGGAGAAAAGUCGCCUCAUGGACAUGAGCCAGGAGUAUUCGGAGAACGGGCAGGGCCUGUCAGAAAAUAAGGAGGGUGUGACACAGCUGACUUUUACCCAAAAAACGGAUCGGAAGGUCAUUGUCUUGGGUUCCGACCAAUCAGACGCGUCCUCCUGUGUCUUCUCUGUCUGCAGUUCUGUCAAGAGUUCACUUGGACUGCAGCGGACUGCCAGUCUACCUCGCAGGAGUAAGAACCGUCUCCCAGCCUGCCCUCCUCAACGUCCCAUUUCAAUGCAUGGUGCUCUGGACCCCAGUCUUCUCGUGGCUCAGCUCUCCAGUGGAAGCAACGGUCAUUAUCUGGGAAGCCCAAACCUCCAAUUCUCACGUUACAACAAACCCCUUUACCAGCUGCUGGGUGGCCAGGCAACUACCAGGCAGCUGGGAGGAACUUCGCAAGGACCUUACAGCCUUGAAAACUGCGUCACCAAACUGGCAGAGAUGGAACGCCGGGUGCGGGAAGCCAUGGCGGAACGGGAACGAUUGCUGAAAGAAAGGGAAGCUAUGAAAGUAGCUGAGGAGGUGAAACGUAUGGAAUUGUCCCCUUCAAACGUGAUCCACAACCACAUGGAGAUCCAGGAACCCAAACCAGCUGCCUUUGACCUGCGCAAACAUCUAGAGGCCUCGGGACAUAGCGUCGAGACCUGCCAGCACACGAGGGUGACCAGCAAAUCUUGCAAGGGUUACCUGGUCAAAAUGGGCGGGAGGAUCAAAACUUGGAAGAAACGUUGGUUCACCUUUGAUCGCCAGAAGCGGGUCUUGGCGUACUACACAGAUAAAGAAGAGACCAAGCUUAAGGGUGUGAUCUACUUCCAGGCCAUUGAAGAGGUUUACUGCGACCAUCUCCGUAGUGCUUUCAAGAGUCCCAACCCCAAACUGACCUUCUGCGUCAAGACUUAUGAUCGUCUCUUCUGUAUGGUGGCACCAAGUCCAGAGGCUAUGAGGAUCUGGAUGGAUGCAAUUGUCACAGCAGCUGAGGAGAACACCCGCUACUGACCAGAUUUUUCAUACAAACAUCGCUUUGGGAAUGUAGCAUUUCUUCCCAAGGUUUUGCUGGGAUAUCUCCUUCUAAGGGAAAACUGAUCAACGAGGGAAUCCAGUGGCAGAAGCUGGAUGCUUUAUGUGUUUGUUGGAGUCUAACUACCAUUUAGCGCCUGUCCAGUAACCCAGAGUUCCAACUGUUGAUCCUUGAAGAUGGAUAGGUUGGAUGUUUUGUGUUGUUUUCAAUGGACCCAGUUCAGAAGACAUUUCUGAUCACAUGGUCUGCUGGAGAAGACUUCAGAUGGCAUUUUGGAAGGCAGGCUGUUGGUAUGGAUUCCAGCCAGUUGCAUGAAAGAUCGCAGUCUAUUCCAGAGAAUUCAUACCGAUUUCUCUGGAAGAUGCCCUUAACUAAGAAAAGGACACUGUCUGGAAAUCAGAUGAGAUUUUUGCAAUGACAUACUGUAAGUCAUUUGGCUUAUGUGAAAAUGUUCUUGAGAGUUGUGUUGGACACUUUGAUCGGAACUGCCGCUUUCCUUGAUCAGAAGGGAGAACUUCUCCCCACCCUGUAUAGAACUCUGUAUAUUUAUUGUGUGUUUUGGGUCUUUUCUUUAAAAACCUGGGAACACUGUUCAAAGGGAAGCCGUGUACAAAACCAUGUAUGGAAUAUUUAUUGCAUAAAUCCUUUAAGUGAAAA
Molecule: messenger RNA, 1720 nt
Organism: Protobothrops mucrosquamatus (brown spotted pit viper)
Lineage: Eukaryota; Metazoa; Chordata; Lepidosauria; Squamata; Viperidae
Product: pleckstrin homology-like domain family B member 3
Exons: 10
Coding region: 1-1041 (346 amino acids)
Source: RefSeq, a predicted model, not a curated record